Messenger RNA from Aspergillus ruber CBS 135680, 855 nucleotides. Its product is annotated as aldo/keto reductase family protein. Bases 1 to 855 code for a protein of 284 amino acids. Gene Ontology annotation, molecular function: oxidoreductase activity. The transcript is spliced from 4 exons. The record is from RefSeq and is a predicted model, not a curated record. NCBI's taxonomy places the organism in Eukaryota, Fungi, Ascomycota, Eurotiomycetes, Eurotiales, Aspergillaceae.
AUGGCUCUUUCGUCGCUUUCUUCGACCGCUAAGUUGAUCACGGGAUAUGAGAUCCCUGUUGUUGGUUUUGGUGUCUACCAAACCCCCCCGGAUGUCACUGAGAAGACCACCCUGAAGGCACUGGAAGUCGGAUACCGCCACGUCGACAGCGCCAAAUACUACCAAAACGAAGCCGAAUGCGCAAACGCCAUCUACAAGUCCGGCAUCGACCGUUCCAAGAUCUUCUACACCAGCAAGAUCCCCGUCCCCGCCCUUGGCACCUACGAAUCCGCCAAGAAGGCCCUCGAAGAGAGUCUCGCGGCCGCCUCCAACCUGGGCUACAUCGAUCUAAUGCUCAUCCACGCCCCUUACGGUGGCAAGGAAGGUCGCCUGGGCGCCUGGAAAGCCCUCGUCGAAGCCCAAAACGCCGGCAAAGUGCGCUCCAUCGGUGUCUCGAACUACGGCAUCCGCCACCUCGAAGAACUCGAAAACUACAUUAAGAACGGCGGCGGUGGCCAGAUUGCCGUUGGGCAGUAUGAGUUGCACCCGUGGUGCGGACGGAUUGAUGUUACUGAGUGGUUGAAGAGGCGUGGGGCUGUUGUGCAGGCGUACUCGCCUUUGGUGCAAGCUACGCGCAUGAGUGAUCCCACUUUGCUGGGGUUGGCGAAGAAGUAUAAUAAGACUGCUGCACAGGUUUUGUUGCGGUGGAGCUUGCAGAAAGGCUUUGUGCCACUGCCUAAGUCGGUCACUGAGUCCCGGAUUGUUGAAAACGGGCAGGUGUUUGACUUUGAGCUGUCGAAGGAGGAUGUAGACAGCUUGACGACGGAUAUUCAUGCGCCUGUUUGCUGGGAUCCCGCUAACAACUCUAAGCUUUAA